Messenger RNA from Vitrella brassicaformis, 1443 nucleotides. NCBI's taxonomy places the organism in Eukaryota, Vitrellaceae. The record is from the annotation of a GenBank genome assembly.
CCGUGGUCGAGAGGAUGGGAUUCAAUCGACCUUCCAAACACACACCAAGGAACAAACCAUCGCUCCAUCUUCCCUUGGGUCUUGGUCAGAAGAUGCUCAGCAGCCCUUUGCCCACACCCUCUCUCUCGGCGAUCGCCUCGGCCUCCCUCCGGCUCAGCUCACUGGCCGACCGAUGCACCACUUUGGCGGGCCCAAUGGGUCGGUAUUUGGCCACCUGCCAGUCGUCCGGGUAGGUGCGGAAGAGCACACAGUCGUUGAAUUUGCUGUCCUUGCCCUUGCCCUCGAACAAAAACUUGAGGUUGAAGAUGGGCGUGAAGGUCGACCGAAAGUACUCGAGCUCGUCGGCAGUGAGCUGUCCUUCAGACACCUUGUCCUGCACACACCGAACCGCACGCAUCCACACACAACAGAAGCAGCCACAGACAGAGAGAGAGGUGCGUGUGGUGGGUGUGGUGGGUGUAGCUGUCAGGAAUGGCUCACAUCUAGCCGUGCGUUGAGGAGGAUGAUCAUGGUCUCGAGGCCCCUGCUGCGCGAGAUCUUCUCCACCUGCCGCAGCUCGGCCGCACCAGGGGAUACCACAAGCAACACCUGAUUGAAUGUGACCAUCCACACUCACACCAACAUCCCUCUCCGUCCCUCCUUCUCGCUCUCUCACCUCAGUGUCCUCAGGGAUCUCUCCCGGCGGCACCACCAUCGAUGUCCCGCCCCUCUCCUUCUUGCCCUUGGCCUGCUUCCGCCGGUCAGCGCGCCUUGGGCGAGUCAUGCCAUAGACGGCAUUCACACGGAAGUCCUCAUCUUUCCACACCUCGAUGGCCUCCUGGGCCUCCUCAUCGGUCGGGAAGGCCACCGAGAUGGCGUCCUCUAUCUGACCCCAUAGCUCGAUGAAGACCCUCGCCAACUCACGGCUGGACCGCCGCAUGUUGGCAUCGGAUCGCUUGCUGCCGGCCGGCGACUCAUCGUCUAUCUUGGAACCUGCACACACACGGAACACAUGCACACGGCAUGUCAGCUGCAGUGACCCAUCCACCCGCGUGUGUGCACCCACCUUGCUUCUCAAUUCCGAAGAUGGCAUAUUUUGGCAGUUCGACGUCCAUUCGCGAGAUCUGUGCUUGGCACCCGGCCUGCACUGCCUUGCCGAGCUGGGACACCGUGUCCUUAAUGUCCCGCGGGACGGACAUAGAUAGCCUGUGUGCUCGACGCCUCCUGAUGGGACCAUGAGACCGUUGACAGAGCGCAUCGGAGGGGACGAGGAAGGAGGGCUGGGGAUGCGCCUCUGUGCUGCAUUGGCCGACCGCAGCGAUGAGUUGCAGCAUCACCAGAGGGACGAAUACAAGAUCACGCGGCAGGUGAAUCAUUGUGGCCACAGAUCCACGUCAGACAUCCGUCUGACUCACUUUAACGCAUAGAUCUUGCCCUUUGUUACCCACAUAGAUUGGCAGAAAG